AUGGCGGGGCCGGCGGGGGACUGGCCAGAGGCUGCCGCGGCGACCUCGGCCCGGAGCUUGCUGGGGGGCUACCGCACCUACGCCCGCCGGUGGGUCUUCCUGCUGGUGAUCAGCCUGCUCAGCUACUCCAACGCCACGCUGUGGCUCAGCUUUGCACCCGUGGCUGACACGAUCGCCCGGCACUUCCUCCUCUCCACUGAGCAGAUCAACUGGCUAUCACUGGUCUACCUCGUGGUGUCCAUCCCGUCCGGUGUGGUGGCCAUCUGGGUUCUGGACUCCGUUGGACUCCGCUGGGCAACCACCUUAGGCGCGUUCCUGAACUUCUCGGGGAGCGUGAUCCGCUCCAUACCCUGCAUGGCCAUCGGCAUCCAGGACCCGUUUGUCCUCCUCUUGGGUGGGCAGAGCCUCUGCGCCCUGGCCCAGACCCUGGUCAUCUUCUCUCCAGCCAAGCUGGCCGCCUUGUGGUUCCCUGAGCACCAGCGAGCCACAGCCAACAUGAUCGGCACCAUGUCGAAUCCCCUGGGUAUUCUGGUAGCCAACCUGCUGUCUCCCAUCCUUGUGAAGACGGAGGAGGACAUCCCCCUGAUGCUAGGCACCUACAUCCUCCCUGCCGGCCUUGCCUUCCUGCUGGCCACUGCAUGCCUCUGGGAGAGUGUGCCCCCCACCCCGCCCUCUGCGGGGGCUGCCCAAUCCACAUCGCUGUCAUUCCUAGCCGGGCUGAAGCUGCUCACAAGGAACAAGGCCUACCUCAUUCUGGCCGUGUGCUUCGGGGGCGGCAUUGGCAUCUUCUCCAGCUUCUCGGCCCUCCUGGAGCAGGUCCUCUGCGUGAACGGCUACUCUAGUGAGUUUGCGGGCCUCUGUGGGGCUUUCUUCAUCGCGUUUGGAGUCUUGGGGGCAGUGGCUCUGGGCCUGUACGUAGACAGGACCAAGCACCUCACCGAGGCCAUCAAGAUUGGCCUCUGUCUGACGUCUCUGGCCUGCGUGGCCUUUGCUGUGGUAUCCCAGUUGCAGGGACAGACCGUUGCGCUGGCUGCCAUCUGCUCGCUGCUGGGGUUCUUCGGCUUCUCGGUGGCGCCUGUUGCCAUGGAGCUGGCGGUCGAGUGCUCCUUCCCCGUGGGUGAGGGCGCAGCCGCGGGACUGGUCUUCGUGCUGGGGCAGGCCGAGGGCGUUCUCAUCAUGGUGCUGCUGACCUCCCUGACCGUGCGCCACCCGGAGCCGUCUGUCUCCACCUGCCGGGAUGGCCAGGGCCCACUGGACUGGAAGGUGCCCAUGCUGCUGAUGGCCGGCCUCUGCGUCCUCUUCAGCUGCCUCCUGGUGCUCCUCUUCCACACCCCGUACCGGCGCCUGCAGGCCGAGGCUGACGCCAGCCCCUCCAUUCAGGAGGACGAACGCCCAGCAACUGCAACAACCCUGGACCACGUGCCCUACCUGGCAGCCACACCCUGA
Rangifer tarandus platyrhynchus (Svalbard reindeer) is the source of this 1446-nucleotide messenger RNA. The record is from the annotation of a GenBank genome assembly. NCBI's taxonomy places the organism in Eukaryota, Metazoa, Chordata, Mammalia, Artiodactyla, Cervidae.